AGGUCACGCGGUGGCCGGGGCGCGGCUUGCGCUGGCCACAGGUGGUUCUUCUCGCGCGCGGCGGAGCGGCGUCGGCACUGGAGAGAUGCUGGGCCAGAGUCACCUCCCCUCGGUCCUGCUGGCUGCGGCCGUCACCUGUGCAGUGGCGCAAAACGCGCCGCCGUGGACGGAAGACUGUAGAAAAUCAACCUAUCCUCCUUCUGGACCAACCUACAGAGGCUCCGUUCCGUGGUACACCAUCAAUCUCGAUCUACCGCCCUACAAAAGAUGGCACGAACUGAUGGUUGACAAGGCACCAGAGCUAAAGGUGAUAGUGAAUUCUCUGAAGAAUGUAGUAAAUGCAUUUGUGCCGAGUGGAAAAAUUAUGCAGAUGGUGGAUCAAAAGUUGCCUGGUCUACUUGGCAACUUUCCUGGCCCUUUUGAAGAGGAAAUGAAGGGAAUUGCGGCUGUUACUGAUACACCUUUAGGAGAGAUUAUUUCAUUCAAUAUUUUUUAUGAACUUUUUACCAUGUGUACUUCGAUAAUAACAGAAGAUAAAGAAGGUCAUCUGCUUCAUGGGAGAAACAUGGAUUUUGGAGUAUUUCUCGGGUGGAACACAAAUAAUAAUACCUGGGUCGUAACUGAGGAGCUAAAACCUUUGACAGUGAAUUUGGACUUCCAAAGAAACAAUAAGACCGUCUUCAAGGCGACAAGCUUUGCUGGCUAUGUGGGCAUGUUAACAGGAUUCAAACCAGGACUAUUUAGUCUUACACUAAAUGAACGCUUCAACAUAAACGGCGGUUAUCUGGGCAUCCUGGAGUGGAUUUUGGGAAAGAAAGAUGCCACGUGGAUAGGGUUUAUCACUAGAUCAGUUCUGGAAAACAGUACAAGUUACGAAGAAGCAAAGAACAUAUUGACCAAAACCAAGAUACUGGCCCCAGCAUACUUUAUCCUGGGAGGCAACCAGUCUGGGGAGGGUUGUGUGAUUACACGAAACAGAAAAGAAUCCCUGGAUACAUAUGAACUUGAUGCUAAGCACGGUCGGUGGUAUGUGGCACAAACUAACUAUGACCGUUGGAAAAGUCCCUUCUUCCUUGACGAUCGCCGGACGCCUACAAAGAAGUGUCUGAACCGCAUAACUCAAGAGAAUAUCUCCUUUGCAACCCUAUAUGAUGUUCUGUCAACAAAACCUGUUCUCAAUAAGCUGACUGCAUUCACAACCUUGAUGGAUGUUACCAGAGGGCAGUAUGAAACUUACCUGAGAGACUGCCCAGACCCUUGCAUAGGCUGGUGAGCACACAUCUGGCCUGCAGGACACGCCCUCGGAGACCUCACAUGUGGCUGGCUCGUGCUGCCGUCUGAUCUGUCAAAGACUAAGCCCCAGGACAGGUUCUCACUGUCACAAGCUUGUCUUUCUCUCCAUGUUUGCAAUAUGCAGACUAUUUUUGGCGUAACAAUUGAUUUUCCUUACUUACAGAUAAUAUCUUACAGAUUGAUUUUCCUUACUUACAGAUAAUAUCUUUAAGUGAAAAAGAACAAUCAUCUAUAAUUUGAUGAAUUUCGUUCCACUUUGACAUUUGGGGACGGAAUAAACCAUUGUGGGAUUCACCUCCAUGUAACCGAGAUUCUGUGUGGAUGUUUAAUCUGUAUUAGCGUAAAAGUAAAUAGUCCAUACUAUUCAGGUUUUCAUUUUUACCUACGUAUCUGUGUGUUUCCCAUAUGGCCAUCUUUUCCUUCUGGCCCUGACUACUGUUAACAUCAGUCUACCAUUGUUAUCUUUGCUGUUAGUGGCAAUGUAAUUUCACUACAUGCAACUGUAGUGCAACUAACUGUAGAGGGGGGAUGAGACAGACAUUCCAUUUAUAUUUCUUUUAAUGGGCAAUAAAUGGGCCUUUGACUCUAUAAAUAGUACUUUGGGGGGGUUCAUGAAGUGAUCAGUAAGCAAGGCAGGCUUUUAUACAAAGAAAUGAAGUGUUCCUUUGUUCAUAAUUUCUCUACCUCCCAGUAACCACAGGAAGUUGCUAACUUUAAAAACUGAGUCUCUGUAAAUUAGUAAAAUACAUGUCAAAGACUGUGGAAAAUAAGAGGUGAGCUCAUUUAUUCGAAGUUGUCUUAAGUAUCAUUUAAUAAAUAAGUUUUUAGUUUAUACUUUUGAUCAACUUUUUUUUAAACUUUCAGAGUAGUUAUUAACGUUUUGCACAAAUCAAAUCUAUUUAUGAAAAGUGCUAACAGAACUUGUGUUAACCUUUCUAACUUUCAUAAUUAACUGUGAAAUGUAUGGCCUUUGUCCAAGACUGUGUCCACUUUAUUUUGUAUGAUGGGUUGUAAUGUAGGUGUGAUCAUGACACUCAAUAAACAGUUGGUGGAAA
Nycticebus coucang (slow loris) is the source of this 2348-nucleotide messenger RNA. RefSeq names its product N-acylsphingosine amidohydrolase 1 (gene ASAH1). Gene Ontology annotation, biological process: fatty acid metabolic process. Gene Ontology annotation, molecular function: N-acylsphingosine amidohydrolase activity; fatty acid amide hydrolase activity. Gene Ontology annotation, cellular component: lysosome. The transcript has 14 exons. Bases 86 to 1273 code for a protein of 395 amino acids. The record is from RefSeq and is a predicted model, not a curated record. NCBI's taxonomy places the organism in Eukaryota, Metazoa, Chordata, Mammalia, Primates, Lorisidae.